This is a messenger RNA of Symbiodinium necroappetens, 288 nucleotides long. NCBI's taxonomy places the organism in Eukaryota, Dinophyceae, Suessiales, Symbiodiniaceae. The record is from the annotation of a GenBank genome assembly.
AUGAAUCCACGCAUGCUCAAAGCUGGUGACUCGCCUCCAACGACGCAGAUCUCUCAGCCUCCUGGGCAUCGUGUUACUUUCCGCAGGACUCUGCUUCCGUUCCUGGUCAACGAUGCGUUCCAGGAGCAGCAGGACCUUUCCUCCUUGCCAUGCGGGUCCAGAGGCAGAUGUAGAAAGCGAGAAGAACUGGCCACGGAUGUAUUUCCAGGAGGACCGGGGAACAUCGCUGGGAAAGGCUUUCUGGGGCCGGUCGACGGACGAGAAGUGGGGAGAGUUUGCGGAAGGUGA